This is a messenger RNA of Ostrinia nubilalis (European corn borer), 8700 nucleotides long. RefSeq names its product protein MON2 homolog (gene mon2). Bases 131 to 5212 code for a protein of 1693 amino acids. The transcript is spliced from 40 exons. The record is from RefSeq and is a predicted model, not a curated record. NCBI's taxonomy places the organism in Eukaryota, Metazoa, Arthropoda, Insecta, Lepidoptera, Crambidae.
UAGAAAAUGACGAAGUAGUUUCUGAACGAAAAAUUGUGAUGUCGAUUGUGUACAUGGCAUAUUUUUAAUUUUUAUGAUUUUUACGUAAAUCAUGAAGUGAUUAAUUAAAUUAGGACUGGUUAAAUACAAAAUGGCAUUCGUGAGUGCAGUUACCGGCGAUGACUCCACUAAGAAAUUUAUGGAAGUCCUGCAAAAUGACUUCAAAAAUUUGAGUUUGGAGACCAAGAAGAAGUAUCCUCAGAUAAGAGAGGCCUGCGAUGAAGCUAUUGAGAAGCUGUCCCUGGCGUCGAACAACCCACAGGCUUCGCUUUAUGGUGUGGUCAAUCAGAUACUGUAUGCUCUGGUGCAAGGUUGCGAGUCCAAGGAUCUUAAAAUUAUCAAGUUUUGCUUGGGCACCAUCCAGCGCCUGAUCGCUCAGCAAGGCAUCGACGCAAAAGGCGCGAGGCAUGUUGUGGAUUGCCUUUACAACCUCGGACAGGCCGGAGUGCUGGAGUUAAAGCUGCUGCAAACCGCUGCUUUGUUGAUGACCACCUCGGAUCUGGUGCAUGGAGACACGUUGGCAAGAACGGUGGUUAUGUGCACGCGCAUGGUAUCACCAUCAGAAGCGCGUGACGUCAGCACGUGCCAUGCUGCCGCUGCUACCGUGCGCCAGCUCGUCGCACUAGUGUUCGAGCGAGCGUUAGCAGAGGCCGACGGUAAGAUACGACCCCCAGCAGAUGCGGUGAUGACGUCACCAUUGCAAGCGCGUGACGUCAGCACGUGCCAUGCUGCCGCUGCUACAGUGCGCCAGCUCGUCGCACUAGUGUUCGAGCGAGCGUUAGCAGAGGCCGACGGUAAUCUCAAAGUGAACCCGGCAGACAUUCGCCCGCAAACCAACAGCAAAGCGCCCAAAGACUUGAAACCGUGUGCUGUUGACGCCUACCUCAUAUUACAAGACAUAAUUCAACUAAUUAAUGGAGACUCAGCCCACUGGCUAGUGGGGAUAUCCGAAGUGCCAAAGACGUUUGGACUGGAACUGCUAGAUACGGUCCUGACUGACUUCUCACCUAUUUUCUUUAAAAUCUCAGAAUUUCGAUUUUUAUUGAAAGAGCAUGUUUGUGCCCUCAUCAUAAGACUUUUUUCGCCAAAUGUUAAGUAUAGGGCAGCAUUCACCUCCCUGCACAUUCCCGGCGCACAACCGGCGUCCGGUACCGCACAAGGCCAGGCCAGCCCCGCCGCCGCCGACCGGCCGCACUUCCCCGUCACUAUGCGUCUGUUGCGGCUCGUCUCGGUCAUUAUACACAAGUACCAUUCUGUGCUGUCGGAUCAGGCCAGCCCCGCCGCCGCCGACCGGCCGCACUUCCCAGUCACUAUGCGUCUGUUAAGACUGGUCUCGGUCAUUAUACACAAGUACCAUUCUGUGCUGGUGACGGAAUGCGAGAUCUUCCUAUCCCUCACUAUAAAGUUCCUGGACCCGGACAAGCCGCUCUGGCAGCGAGCGCUGGCGUUAGAAGUGCUGCACAAGAUGACCAUACAACCGCAUCUCCUGAAAGCCUUCUGCUCAUGUUACGAUAUGCGUCCGCACGCCACCAAUAUCUUCCAAGACAUCGUCAACGCGCUGGGCGCCUACGUGCAAAGCCUCUUCGUGGCCUCGCAAGUCAACACGCCGGCCGGUGCGUCAGGAAUACCACAGCAGUCGGGCUUCUACUGGAAGGGGGUAUGGCUGCCGCUCUGCGUUACAUUUGAACCUGGGACAGCUAAAUCUGUGUACAUCGAAAUGCUAGACCGCAACGAAGCGCCGGCCAUACAGGACGGGUACGGGAUCUCCGUAGCAUACGCGUGCCUAAUGGAGAUCAUACGCUCCAUCGCGAUCACUGUAGAGGGCGCUGAAUACUUCAGAUUACAAGAAAUAUACGAAGACGGCCAAAGCGAAACCGACACAGAAGUGAACUCGAAUAAAAACGGGAAUAAUCAAAAAGAAUCAGAAUCCAAGGGUGACGCGAAAGAUGUCACUAACAAUAGCCUCAAUGGUGAAGCAGACCAGAACUCCAAUGUUCUCCAAAAAGCAGAUGAGGAUGACGAGAAAGAGAUGCAGUUGAAACUACAACUAUUGAAAUCAUCGUGGUGCGGGCUUGUGUGGGGCCUCUCAGUUCUGGCCGAAGCGAGUAUUGGAGAACUGGAGAACAUUCUGCGUGCCAUACAGUGCCUCGCCAGAGUUAGUGGGAAGGUGGGCCACGCAGUAGGCCGCGACGCGUGCAUCAGCGCGCUCUGUCGUGCAGCCUUACCAGCCCAAUACUGCGUGCCAGCCCUGGGCGCGCUGCCGUGCCCCUGGCGAAGGGAGCCGCCGCCGCCGCCCGACCCCGACUACCGGCACCAGGUCGUGUGGGUCGGCACGCCGCUGCCGUCCGCCUCGCUGCCCACGGGUCAACAGCAGUCGUUCGUGAUGGUGACGUCACGCCACGUGACAGCGAUGAGGGCGCUGCUGUGUGCAGCGCAGCGUGACGGAGACACCAUCCAGCAGGCCUGGCUGCCGGUGCUCACCACGCUGCAGCACCUGGUGUGGAUCCUGGGCUUGAAGCCUUCCACCGGCGGCAGCAUGAAAGCCAGCCGCGCCAGUGCAGACGCCAACGCCGUCAUGAGCACGUCUGCCGUCAUGGCCGACCUGCCUGCCCUAUCGGCCAUGUUGUCUCGAGUGUUUGAGUCGUCAAAGAAUCUGGAUGACGUGGCGUUACACCACCUGAUCGACGCGCUUUGCAAGCUGUCCAAUGAAGCGAUGGAGCUGGCUUAUUCUAACAGGGAACCAUCUCUAUUCGCCGUCGCAAAGCUGUUAGAAACUGGUUUAGCCAACAUGCACAGGAUAGAAGUAAUGUGGAGGCCUAUAACCAAUCACCUUCUCGAAGUAUGCCAACACCCCCAUAUAAGGAUGAGGGAAUGGGGAGUGGAAGCUAUCACGUACUUGGUCCAGGCAGCUUUCCAAUACCAUCACAAUAACCCCAACUUGGCUCGGCAGCGUCUCCUGCUGGAGCCCUUAGCAGAACUGUGCUCGGUGCGUCAUUGUGACGUGCGCGCGCGUCAGUUAGAAUGCGCCGCGCGCCUGCUCCACUCAUUAGGAGACCAGCUCGGCGCCGCCUGGCCGCUUAUGAUGGACGUCAUCUCCGCCAUCCUGGACCACCACAGCGAACAACUGAUCCGCUCAGCGUUCCAGUGCGCGCAGGUGGUAGCAGGAGACUUGUUGGGCUGCGCUGGUCCUCGCUGUCUACGCCGAGUGCUAAGCUGCGCUGCUGCCUUCGCUUCGCAGACCAAGGAGUUGAACAUCAGCCUCACAGCUGUAGGGCUUAUGUGGAACAUCUCCGACUACUUGUACCACAACCGGGACAAGCUGGCGGUGGCGCUGGCCAAGGACGCGGCCGUGUGUCCCGAAGUGCCCAACCACGCCGAGCUCCCGCCACUAGACAAGCUGUGGAUGUGCCUCUACAUACGACUUAGUGAACUCUGCACGGAACCCCGGGCUCCAGUGCGACGCGCAGCCAGCCAGACACUAUUCAGCUGUAUCGGCGCGCACGGAACCCUGCUGAGCAAGCCGGCCUGGCGCGCGCUGCUGGCCGUGCUGUUUCCAAUGCUGGACCAGGUUCAAAAUCAGUCAAACAUCGCAAGUUCUGAGAAGGUGGAUACAGGCGAACACAUUCUCAUACAUCACACCAGAAACACAGCCCAAAAGCAGUGGGCAGAAACUCAGGUUUUAACACUAUCAGGUGUGUCGCGAGUGUUCCACUCCCGGUUCCAGCUGUUAACGACAGUUGGGGACUUCAACAGAUCGUGGGCAGCCCUGCUCGAAUACAUCACAGAUUUCGCGUUACGGAGGAGUCAUGAGGUAUCAGUGGCAGCACUAAAGUCCUUCCAAGAGGUAGUAACAGCGGCAGGGCGCGCCGCAGAGAGCGACCCCUCGGGCUCCGGCGGCCAGCUGCAGCGCCGCGUGUGGGCCGCCGCCUGGGCCGCCUGGGGACACGUCGCCGCCGCCCAGGGGAACCACCCGCCAGUGUCAGAGGACGGCAAGCCGAUAGAAGUGUACGCGCCGUCUCUCAACUUCCUCACGACUCUCGUGCAGAUCUUCCCUCUCAUCUUCCAGCAUAUUAGGCCUACGUUCACAGCAGCGGACGUGGAGAAGCUAGGCGAGUGUCUAUGCAAUGUAUGCAGUGUGGAGCCCGCGGCUUCGGCCUUAGACGGCGUGGGGGGCGGAGCACCCGUGAGCUUGCACGCGCUGCACUGCCUCGAUACUGUGCACAAGGAGGCGCUGGUCCGCCACGAGCUGCUGCCGGCCAUGUUUAUAGCGCUGACGUCACUGGGCGAGGCGUGCGCUCGCGAGCCGCCAGCCACCGCGCGCUGCCUGGCCGCUGCCGCCGCGCUCUACCGCGCCGCGCCGCCGCCCAGCCGCGCCAUGCUGCCAAGACUGUUACAGGCGUUACACAAAUCAGUGAGGAACUGCAGCUCGGACAAGCGGCGGCGGAGCUCGGAACAGACAGAUGAAGCGAUGCAGAUCGCCAGUUUGCUGUUACAAGUACUAGCCACCGCGUUACCGCUAGCGAGAGAGGAGCCCGAUGCGUACUUAGAGUUCUGGGAGACCCUACCGCCAGUUCUAGAGACGUUCAUGUUUGAAGCGCCCGUGGGUGGCACCCGAGCGGCUCGUGAACUAGUAGCACUUGUGCGCGAGGCGGUAUUAAGGCGAGGUGCGCCGGCGCCGCACGUUCGCCGCGUGCUCGCGCUCGUGCGAGCCGGCAGCGCGCACGCCAUGCCCGCUGCGCCCACGCAAAACGAGCAAGAACUCCGAGAGAGGGAAGAAUUCGCGCGGACGUGCUUCGAGACUCUGCUGCAGUUUUCCAUGCUCGAGGACAUCGACUCCUUGGAGGUCGAAAGUGAAACAGACCCCCUGGCUAUCGUGGCGCUACUGGACCGCUUCCAGGAAGUCAUAUCCAGGUACACGGUGGAUGAGGACAACACAGAACCCCUGCCUAGGCACCAACUGUCGGAGAUAUCGUUCGUGCUUAAAGCAGUGGCCACACUCACUGAGUCCAUGAAGAAAGCGCCUCCGGGGAAGGUUGACGCGCUGGCGUGGCAGAAAUUAAUAGGACUGUACCCAUCCCUAGUGCGUCUAGCAGCGAGCGCGCGCGCCGUGGGAGCGGGCGCCGCCCUGAGGGCCGCCCUGCUGCAGUUCGCCGCCCUACUGCAGCCGCCCUAGCGCCGCGUGCUCUACACCAUACACAUAUAGAGCACGCGCCUCUAACGCCCCGGAUAGUCAGAGUUAUGACAUGACAUCGGCAGAGCGUUAUGAGGUUGCUGUCUAUGUGACAGAAUAUUAUAUUAAAUACUAAAUAAUAAAUAUUAUUACCACUAGAGGAAUAUGAAACUACUAAACACAUAUUGCGCUGUCACUGGACGCUGUCUACAAUGCUUUAUUAUUGUUUUACGUUGAAUUCGAUGCUAUUUUUGUCCUCAAGGCUGAAAAACAGGAUAAAAUAUACGCUCAAAACGGCAGCCUAUAGAAAUAAGUCCUAUUAACAUGACUCAAAUGUUCCCAAUUCAACGUAAUUUAAAUAUUGUAUUACCAAAAAGUUUAUUUAUGAAAAUGUGAUUGAUAGUUUUAUGUUUCCCUGGUGCAAGUAGAUCAUGAUCAUUGACAUAAACAGUAUAAUUUUUAAAGCAUACUUUUCAAAUAUUUAUGACUGUGGGGUCAUACUGUUAUUCUAUAAAAUACCCACCAAUGUAAAGUGAUCAUAUUUAUCUUUUAUUUACCUUUUAUUUAGUUAUAUUGUUUAUGUGAAAGAUCAAAUAUAUUAUAUACAAGUCAACGCUAGCUAAACUCAUUCCUUUUUAUAGAAAAAACAUAGAUUAUUGAUUUUUUAUUUGUAUAUAGAAGCGGUAAUUUCUUUUUUACUAAGUAGCUAUUCUAUAGCCCGACCAGGAACAUAAAAACCCUCGCCAUGUUGCGGAAAACUAAUGGUACUAAUUUCUUUUAAUGGCAACAGUAACUGAAAACUUCAUUGACAUGUCACCUUGCAUGUCAGUCUAUUGCUGUCAAAGUGUAAACAAACUUUAUUUUAAAUGUGCGCAAUUGAUUUUGUGAAUUAAAUUGCUAAAAUCUUUUUAUAGUCGUGAAAGAAAAGUGGUUCGCAAUGUGUUAAAGUAUUUGUCGAAGAGAAAUACUAAGGGUUCGGACAAUAUUUUCAUUGAAUAAUGUUUCCGACAAAGGUUGUCAAAUUGAUUGACAUGUUUAUCGUAUAGUACAGUCCACUAUGAAAAUUAGCUGUGGUUUGUUUCAACUACCUAUUUUAAAGUUUUUUGUCACUUUCUAAGUGUUGAAUUUUAUGGAAUUGGGAAAGAAGUACCGAGUUUGAAGCGUUCAUGAGCAGACAUUGCAGUUGAAUAUUCAAGUUCUGAAUUUGAUUAUUAUUGAUGAAUAAUAAAAUAAAUCCUACUAGCUCGAUUGAUGGUUUCAUUUAAUUUAUUUAAACCAGGUUACCUAUAAUAAUAUUUUUUCGUUAAUUUAUGAAAAUAACAAAUUAGCCCGUAAUCCUGAAUCCUGAUACAUAAAGUUAGCCUAUUAAUUUAACACAGGUACGACUGUACUCAGUGUUGCACUAUCAAAUGCAAUUGACGCGCCUCUAUGCCAGGGUUUUUAUGUUCCUGGUCAGGCUAUAAAUAAGAAAUCUCAUAUCUGAAUGGCUUGAAAACUCUAAACAGACUUGACUACGUAUUAUUUUGUAUAAUUAUUGGUCUUGGAUGAGUUGUGUGAUAACAUUGUUUCAAAUUGCUGCUCCAAAUCAUUAAAAAUACAAUGUAAUACCAAUUUGGCCUUAACCAUAGCUCGAUUAAUUCAAAGCAUAAUAGCUGUAUCUUCUCAGCCUAAUAAAGUUGCUACUAAAUAGGUAUUUAUAAUAAGACUUUCUAAUUAAAAUUGUGCAGACACACUAGAACUGAAGAUGGUAAUAGUAAUUUGAGUAAAAAACAGAUGUGACCUACAGUAGAACCCUGCAAAACCCCCUUAAAUUUUAAGCAAAUAAAAGCUAAAAUUUGCUUCAAUCCAUAUAAUAAACUUGUAGAAAUUCCAAGUAUCACUUGACUUUAUAAAUACCUAAUUUACUUCAAAAUCCAUCUUCACUUUUAUAGUUGUCUGUUGCAUACCGAGAUUAAUAGCUCCACGAAAACUAAAUUCACAAAUAGUCGCGCCAAUUUCAAUAAUAAAUAAAAUUAGUUAUAAUAAGAUAUUGAAAUAACGAAUUUGAAUGCAUUAGCGUGUUUGACAAAUAAAGAGUAGGUAGAAUAUAAAAUUUAGCGUUGCAAAGGCGUAGCGGUUUUGUAUCGAACAGAGUGAGUGCUAGUAGACGUCGUUACCGGUAAUUUUAUAAAUGUUUUGCAAUAACUUUGAAUAAGAUUUUUCUUACAUAAAUAUAAAUGUGCUUUGUGAAUACUCGGAAGAAAUAGAAUUGGUUCAUUUGUGGGCUAACAUUAAGUGUUUUAUUAAAGAUUUUUAUUAAAGUAUCUUCGAAUUAUUUGUUAAAGUGCAGGCUACACUUAUCCUUUACAUUAGAAACUCAAAUCGUAUCAAAUAACUUAUUUUUCCGAGUCACAGCUAUUUACAAAGCAUUUUUAUAUUCUUAGCUUAUCAUAAAAUAGUUACAGAUAAUUUUAUUGAAUAUUAAACGCAUUACAGAAAUGUGCAAUGUUUAUAGUAGCCAUAAUUUAGCUUUACUUAUUUUUGAUCCCUGAUAAAAACUAGCUUUUGGAUAACUUUUAUUUUCUCUGUGGUGGUCAAACAUUUUAUACUUUUGCAGUUUAUAUUUGUCAGGGAUCAAUCAAGAUAAAUACUUUAAUAUAUUAAUUAUUGUAAGCUUCCAUUUGUAUUGAAAACUACGUUUUUCUAUUUGUUUAGCGACUAAAUACGACAUUAAUCACAAUGUAAUAUAAUUACAAGUUAACAGUGUGUAAUAUUUCCAAUUUAUUUGUUAACAUUCAUGUACUGGAGAUCCAAUACAAAUUUGUACAAUCUUCCACAAAAGGAAUGUUAACCGAAAAAGUAAGAUAUUAUAUAUUUUUCUUGUUACAAUAUUAUUAUUGUUUAAAUAUACGUAAAUUUCUUUAAAACCCUGUUCAACAUUCACACAACUGAAUCGUUUGUUUAAUUGUAAAUAUUUUAAUUAUAUUGUUAUUUAAAUGAAGUGUUUGGUAAUAAAUUAAAUAAUUCAUAAAGAUAUUUAUAAAUAAAAUUGAAAUUAAUUGGAAAUAAGUUAUAGCUAAAAGUCAAUAAAUUCUUUGCAGAGCAAAAUAUAAUCAUGCUGUAUGCGUUCCAUGAGUUUUAUUUUACAAUAAAAAUAAAUCAUAAUGGUUUUGGCGAAACAAAGGAACUGUUAAUAUAUUUUAAGUAAUAUAAUUUGAAAAAGUCUCAAGUUAGUUAUUUAAAAAUUUAAUUUGAGAUACGACUCUUAUCGUUAAAAAAUCUUAAUAAUCUAUCAAAGCAACUCAAUUGUGUAUUUAAUUAAAUUAAUGAAUUUUAGUUUUGUAAAAAUAAAGUGCUGAUUGUGUGGAUGUUGUCAGCCUAAAAUUAUGGGGAAUCCACUCUUCUAUUUUAGGCAGCAAUUUGUGGCUUUCGCCGAUUUUCCCCGACAAAAAUCUGACUGUAUUAUAUUUGAAGUUGUGUUGUUGAUGAAUAAAUAAAGAUUUGUAUCAUAA